AUGGCGUCGGGGGAUGCAGAGUACUCGAUCAGCCCAGCAGAGGAGCUCCCUCUCAAUGAUGAUUGCUUUCAUUAUGAGGGUAAACACGAGGUGCCUUGGGACAUUCAAAAAUAUUUCGCCCAACGAUACUCCAUAUUUUCACUAUACGACUAUGGCGUUUACAUGACAGAUGAUGCCUGGUUUGGUGUUACUCCUGAGCCCGUAGCCAAUCAAGUCGCACAUGAUAUGUAUGGUACCGACAAGAAGAAGCAUAUUCUCAUCGACGUAUUUGCCGGCGCCGGCGGAAACACCAUCGCCUUCACCCUCUCAGAGCGAUGGAGCCGCAUCAUCUCAGUUGAACGCGACCCUUCAACUCUCGCCUGCGCCCAAAACAACUCCAAGGUCUACGGAAUUGAACCAGGCAUCAUCACAUGGGUCCUCGGUGACAGUUUCGAGUUUCUUGACAAGCUCUUCAACCACCCAGAGGAGCUCCAUCCAGACCUAAGGGUCAACCUGGAUGAGACGGUGCUAUUUGCAAGCCCACCAUGGGGAGGUCCCGGGUAUCGUACCGACGAGGUGUUUAACUUGUACGACAUGCAGCCGUAUAACCUUGCCGAUCUACACAAUGCAUACAAGAGACUGGAUCAUGCCCUCUUCCUUCCUCGGACGAGCGACAUUCGGCAAAUUGCCAAGCUGGCGCCUCCUGAUCGCAAGGUCGAGGUGGUCCAGUACUGCAUGGAGGGUGCCAGCAAGGCCAUGGUGGCCUACCUACCAGGAAGCUAUCCGAAACAAGCGAGCGAGUGA
Fusarium vanettenii 77-13-4 is the source of this 783-nucleotide messenger RNA. RefSeq lists its product as uncharacterized. Gene Ontology annotation, molecular function: RNA cap trimethylguanosine synthase activity. The coding region runs from base 1 to 783 and encodes 260 amino acids. Gene Ontology annotation, cellular component: nucleus. The transcript has 3 exons. Gene Ontology annotation, biological process: 7-methylguanosine cap hypermethylation; 7-methylguanosine RNA capping. The record is from RefSeq and is a predicted model, not a curated record. Lineage: Eukaryota; Fungi; Ascomycota; Sordariomycetes; Hypocreales; Nectriaceae.